AUGGAGGGAAGUGACCUAGUGGUAAAAUGUAGUACACAUGGGCGCAAGGAAGAUAAAGUGACAUAUGUUUACUUGUGCAUUAAUGGAAUUGCAGUGGAUAAGAAGAAAACUAGACAAGAAGACACCCUUUUCACCAUGGAAAGUGUUACUGGCCAACAGACUGGCAUUUAUAGCUGUGUGUUCUCUAAAACCCUGUAUCUACUAUCUGAAGUGCAGGGAAAAGGAGACAAUUCACUUUCCAUCCAGGUGAUGGGUAAGGAUCUUUUUACUGUCUGGAUAGGUCAUUGCUGUUAAACAUUAUAUGACAUACUCUGAGUGUACAAAACAUUAGGAGCACCUUCCUAUUAUUGAGUUGCACCCCCUUUUGCCCUCAGAAUAGCCUCAAUUCGUUGGGGCAUGCACUCUACAAUGUGUCGAAAGCAUUCCACAGGGAUGCUGGCCCGUGUUGACUCCAAUGCUUCCCACUGUUGUGUCAAGUUGGCUGGAUGUCCUUUGGGUGGUGGACCAUUCUUGCUACACACGGGAAACUGUUGAGUGUGAAAAACUCAGCUGUGUUGCAGUUAUUGACACACUCAAACAGGUGCGCCUGGCACCUACUACCAUACCCCUUUCAAAGGCACUUAAAUAUGAAUAAUAAUAAUGUUAGAUAAUAUGAUGCUGCAUAAAAAUGUACUAUUAUGAUGUCAAUUAAAAAUAGGCAUGUUUUUUCAUUCUUACAUUUGCAAUACUGGGUAAAUGGAAAUAAAUAAAUAAAAGAUUUUUAGCAUUUUGAAUAAAAAACGGUUGCUUUAAUAAGAGAAUAAGAUAUUUAAUCUUCUAAUCUCCCAAACAGGUGAUACAACGAAUCAACAUUUGGGUGAGAAAUACUUAGAUAAUGAAGUUAAUAAAAUUAUGAUAAUAAUUAUGCUUUAAAUUAUACACAAUUAUGUUUUAAUUUUUAUUCUGACAUUUCUGAUACUGGGUAAAUAGUCAUGACUGAACUAAUAUGCCACGCCUUGAGUGAAAAUAAUUGUCUAAAUUCAUUGUUUUAAUGGUUUUAACAUCUUCUAAUCUUCAAAACAGGUGACGAGAUUGAGACACACCAUGACAUGGGUGAGAAAUGCUUAGAUAUUAUGAAGCUCCAUAGAAAUGCAAUGAUUAUACUGUGAGAUUUACAAUAAUGGGUAAAUGGUGAUAUAACAGAUUUCAGGGUCUUAGGUGAUUUUUUAAAAUAAAUAACUUGUUUUAAUUAAAUAUAUUUAACUUACAUCUUCUUACCUACAAAACAGAGGAUGCCACGUACCAAGAAAUUCAGGUGAGCUGGGAGUUCUAAAUGAGCUUUGACUAAUGAUAACUAAUGAUUAUGAUGACUCUUAGUUAUAGAGGCUUACAGGUCUACACUUUUCCACACCUAUUUUAAUUUUAUAUUUCAGGGUGAAACACCGAAUAUUUAACACGUUAUAGUACGCAUUCGAGGUGAGUUCAAUAUUUUGAAAUAGUAAUAAUAGAUACUCUCCACCGUAAAGUUAGGUGUACUUUUUGGAUUUCCAUGCAUAUCAGGCAGAACGAGUAUCUAUCUAACCAUGGAAAAUAUCUUGUCUCAUUUUCUCUGUCAAUGGUGUAAUUUCUGAUGGUAAGACACGUAAGUAGCAGUUUGCACAGGAAACCAUAGAUGCAUUCAGUCACAUUCUUUUUUUGGGGGACUUCACAUAAAGUGAACCAAGAUAACAGUGAUCUGGGUAUAUUUAAUCUGUGCAGAGAAUACAGACUUGAGACCUUCUCCUCAGAGCUGUGGUGUAUCAUGUGGUGUAUACUCUCUAAUUUAGCAUUGCUUCUGUGAUAAACCUAUUUAAUCAUUGUCUUAAUGUCAUUGUCUCACCUCAUCUCGGAUCCUACACUAUCCUGAAAACGGAGAAAUGUCUAAUAUAAGAAUGAACACACAGCUGUGAUGAAGGAUUUGUUGGAUCAGAUAUAAUAUGUUGGGGUCUUUUCAUCCACAGAUGCAGCAAAUCAAGGCCCAGAUACUGAAGUUGUGUACGCCAAAUCAUGCAAGAAGACAGGACGUCAUCAAUACAUGUCUUAAUCAUUAUUAGAUCUGCAUUAUUUCAAAGCAGUACUGCAUGUGUACUACAGUAUCUAUACAUAUGUAUUUGAUGUAUUGUGUAUUCAAUGUGUGUCUUGCGUUGGACUACUCCCUUCAUGGUCAAGAUGUUUUGUGACCUGACAUUUGCGCUGCAUUGUGUUAUAUCUUCAGUGGAAGUCAUUUUAAAGUUGUUUGGAGUAAUAUUAAAGUACCACAUUAAGCAUUAUUGCUGGAUAUGCUAUUGCAUUCUCCCUCUCAUAUUAAAUAUUUUAAAAUGUUCUCAACUGUGAAUGUGAUAUAUGUCUUUAUUGGAACUGAAAACAAAUGCAAUCGUCUUAUAGGCACAGUUUCAGUUGGCACAUCAAUUUAGAAUAUCACCCUUGAAAACAAGUAAGACUGGGCUCACUUGGUCUAACCAAUAAUGUGAGUCUGUCACCCAUUCUACAGCCCCCACUAAAACAUCAAGGAUAUAUUGUAGUUUAAAAUAAGCCAGACUUAAAUAUGUGAAUUUUACACAGUUUUUUACUUUUAUGCAACUAGAUAGCCAGGUGAUAAAUAAUACAUAUAUUAACAUAUUGAUUUAUAUUUGCAUAUCCACUGGUGUACCACAUAGACAGACAUAGUCCAACCACAACUUACUGACAACUAUAUCAGGAAAUUAGACUGACACUGCAAGGCUAGUCAUUCAUUACACUGUAUCAGACACAUUUCAAUGUUGAGGAUGUGUACACCAUAAACAAUGAAGAUGAGGUCAGAGGACUGAUGGGUUUCUUCAAAAUGAGCUGCAUAGGAAUAGGUGAAACUGAUGAAACUUCGCAUGAAGGUUAUAGACCUUGAAGGUCCUAUACAGUUUCUCAUAAUUCACAUAGCUACAGUACAUGGUUAUGGACACAGUAUGUUAUGUGUGAAAAGAUCACACAAUGAGUCCUAUCUUAUUCAUAAUAUGUGAGUAUUUCCACAGUAUUGAUCAAAGUAAAGCAUACAUUUGGUCUAAUUUUAUUUUCAGUAUUCAACCUGGUUGUACAAACGUAUCUCAAUUUGUUUCUAAAUGCAGCUUUACUGGUUGGCAGAGACAGGUAAGCUUAAAUAAUUUAAAUCUAAAACACAAAUAGUAAAAUGUGUCAUUUUAUUACAGUAUAGCUAAUGUCUGACAAGAUUAAUUAUAAACACUGGAACUUCUUUUAAUCACAAAUUAUAUUUUUCACUCUUCAAUGAUGAAGCUAAUAUCUACUCAGCAAAGCUCUUUGGAGCUAGUACCGACAUAAUAAUAAUAAUAAUAAUAUGCCAUUUAGCAGACGCUUUUAUCCAAAGCGACUUACAGUCAUGACAUGAGAGAAGGAAAGACUGUUGAUGUGAACUGCAGCACUACAGGCACCAGAAAAACAUUGAGCAAGGUCUAUGUUUACCUUUGCAAGAAUGGAAGUGGAAUGAGAGUAAGAGAGCUGGAGAAAGGUGAAGAUAACACAAUUUUCACCAUCAAGGAUGUUAAACGAGAGUACUCAGGCAUCUACAGCUGUGUUUACACCAUAGAAAAAGUCAAACUCAGUCAAGUGAUCUCAACAUGUGUCAAUCUAGUCAUCAUUCAGGUCUACAAGAAUGGAGAAGGUAUAACCUACUUGCAAACAUUUGUGUUGUAUAUGGAUGGAUAAUCCAUUGUUAAUAUUGACUAUAUGGCAAUAUUAACAUACUGUGUAAAUACAUACUGUACAUGUCUAUAUAUUCUGUAUUUCAGAAUAGGUACAUCAAGAGGUCCAUGAAGAGGCUGCACACGAUGUGAAACUGGUCAAUGUAAUCCGACUGAUAAAUUCAGUUGUUGUGGUCAUAUUUCUUCUGACUGUAAUAUAUGUUAGUCACUGCUGUCCAAACAUAUAAUGACCUGUUUCCUGGAUGACAUAUAGUACAGUAGUGAUGCACUGACAGAAUAACGAUCCUAUUUUCUUGAUAAUUCUUACAUGUAAUCUACAGUAGCCCUAAAUCUCCCUGUGCUCUUCACUCAUUACACAAUUUUAAUUUAACUUAAAAGACUGUUCAUUGAACCUACCAGACUAGGUUGUUGUCGAUAUCAAUCAGGCCUCUGGUUUUGUGGGUGGGGUGGUGGGUAAAAUGUCCAAUAAACUGUACAUAAUGUAAUUUAAUUUGUUAAAUGACUGUAUGGUGGCAGGCAAGUAAUAAAGAUUGUAUCUUUAAUCAGAAAUCUUACUGCUGUCUGUGUUUUGAGGAUCUUUGAGAUCCUGGUGUGUCUGGGAGAAAAAAGCCUCUUGUGACUGACAUGAGGUAAAAGGAAUGGCAAAUAAAUCUGGCUGCACAACCCAUUGGCAAACGUAUUGCAAAUUGAGAAAUCAUGUGACUAGACUGAAUAAAAAGAAGAAGAAACUACACUAUGAAACAAAGAUAAAUGACAUAAAGAAUGAUAUUUAAAAGCUUUGGAGCACCUUCAAUGAACUUUUUGGGAAAAAGGCAAACUCAGCUCCAUCAUUGAAUCAGAUGACUCAUUCAUCACAAAACCGACUGAUAUUGCCAACUACUUUCAUGAUUUUUUCAAUGGCAAGAUUUGCAAACUUAGGCAUGACAGCAAUAAACGCUGACACAACACAUCCAAGUAUAUCUGACCAAAUUAUGAAAGACAAGCGUUGUAAUUUUGAAUUCCGUAAAAAUGAGUGUGGAAGAGGUAAAAAAAUUAUUGUUGUCUAUCAACAAUGACAAGCCACCAGGGACUGACAACUUGGCUGGAAAAUUACUGAGGAUAAUAGCGGGCGAUAUUGCCAGUUCUAUUUGCCACAUUUUCAAUUUUAAGCCUACUAGAAAGUCUGUGCCCCCAGGCCUUGAGGGAAGCAAAAGUAAUUCCUCUACCUAAGAAUAGAAAAAUCACCCUUUACUGGCUCAAAUAGCCAACCAAUCAGCCUGUUACCAACCCUUAGUAAACUUUUGGAAAAAAUUGUGUUUGACCAGAUACAACGCUAUUUUACAGUAAACAAAUUGACAACAAACUUUCAGCCACUUAUAGGGAAGGACAUUCAACAAGCACAGCCCUUACACAAAUGACUGAUGAUUGGGUGAGAGAAAUGAAUGAUAAAAAGAUUGUGGGGGCUGUUUUGUUAGACUUCAGUGCGGCCUUUGACAUUAUCGAUCAUUGUCUGCUGCUGGAAAAACAAAUUUGUUAUGGCUUUACACCCCCUGCUAUAUUGUGGAUAAAGAGUUACCUGUCUAACAGAACACAGAGGGUGUUCUUUAAUGGAAGCCUCUCCAACAUAAUCCAGGUAGAAUCAGGAAUUCCACAGGGCAGCUGUCUAGGCCCUGUGGUAUCUGAACAAAUUAUGACUUUGCUAAUGGUUGCAAAUGGUCUUAGAGGAUGUUGACUUAGCUUAAGAGAGCAUCUGGAGAGUAGUUCUAUAGGGGCACCCUAAAGCAGAGGAAGUCUGUUAGGUGGAGUCCUGGGAUUGGUCUAUAGGGGAAAACACCCAUAUCAGGUUACAUUGGAUAUAUACUAUGGUUUGGGACAAAGGACGGGGAGAAUAACAUAUUAGAGAUUGGAGCCGGUUAUUCUCCAGAUAUCGGCAGAUGUCUGUAAAUUCACGCUGGAAUCAUUUGAUUUAAUAAACCUUUAUAAUCAAAGUACAGUGUCAGCGGAUUUCCUUGUUCUCACAGCAUAAUUAGCAUCGUUUUCUCGACACUACAUAAUGGCGACGAGGUAUUUGGGUCGUGUUGCGUCUUUUCUCAGCGUUCCAUUCAUUGGCGCCGAGCUGACUCUCGCUCCAGAGUCCGGCAGAUAAGGGUGAGUUUUCUCACCACUUGGGCACUGGUGUAACACUCUGGCUCCACGGACCUUUAUUCUUGAGCCAGGGUUGUUCAUGUUCAUUUGUUUUGGGUGUAUUUCUAUGUUGGGGUGUCUAGGUUGUGGUAUUUCUAUGUUGGGUGUUUGUAUUCAUUGACUCCCAAUCGGAGGUAACGAGUGUCAGCUGUUCGGCUCGUUAUCUCUGAUUGGGAGCCAUAUUUAGGCUGUAUGUUGUCCUGUGGGGUUUGUGGGUUUUUGUUUCCUUGUUGCUGUCGUUAUCAGUAGUGGAACUUCACGUAUCGUUCUUUGUUGUUUUCUCGUGUUGCACUUUAAGUCAAUAAAGUCAUCAUGUUUCUCGGAACACGCGCUGCGCUUUGGUCUCAUCAUUCACACGAUCGUGACAGAAAAACCCACCAAAAAAGGACCAAGCAGCGCGUCCAGGAGUUAUGGACGCCUCCUAAAGAUUUUUGGACAUGGGAGGAGAUCCGGGCUGGAAAGGGUCCUUGGGCACAACCGGAGGAGUAUCACCGCCCUCGGGAAGAGCUGGAGGCAGCCAAAGCCGAGAGGAGGUGGUACGAGGAGGCAGCGCGAAGGCGAGGCUGGAAGCCCGUGGAAGAGAGGCAACCCCAAAAAGUUUUUGGGGGGGGGGCACAUGGCUUGGGUGGCUGGGCAGCAGGAAGCUGCCACAGGGAGUAUAGGUGAGAGGGCUAACGGAGUACGGGAGCCAUUGGCGAGAAGAGGCAGGGAUGUGUGUGUGGCACGGCGUGAAGGACUGAGGUGUGUUGCCAGUCCGGUCCGGCCCGUUCCUGAUCCUCGGUUGAGGCCAGUGGUGUGUGUUCCCGGUAUGGACCGGCCUGUUCCUACUCCACGCACCAGGGAUACGGUGCGCUUCGCCAGCUCGGCCCGGCCUGUUCCGGCCACUCGCACCAGGGAUACGGUGUGCGUCGCCAGCUCAGCCCUGCCUGUUCCUACUCCACGCACCAGGGAGACGGUGCGCUUCGCCAGCCCAGCCCGGCCUGUUCCUACUCCACGCACCAGGGAUACGGUGCGCUUCGCCAGCCCGGCCCGGCCUGUUCCGGCCACUCGCACCAGGGAUACGGUGCGCGUCGCCAGCCCAGCCCGGCCUGUUCCUGCUCUCCGCACUAGGCGUGAGGUGAGUCCCCAGGGUCCAGCAUGCCCUGUUCCGGCUCCCCGCACUAGGCGUUAUGGGAGUCCCCAGGGUCCAGCAUGCCCUGUUCCGACUCCCCGCACUAGCCCUGAGAUGCGUGUCCUCAGCCCGGUACCUCCAGUUCCGGCACCACGCAUCAGGCCUACGGUGCGUCCCCAGGGCCAAGCAUGCCCUGUUGCUUCUCCCCGCACUAGCCCUGUGAUGCGUGUCCUCAGCCCGGUACCUCCGGUUCCGGCACCACGCAACAGGCCUACGGUGCGCCUCAGAGGGCCUGAACUGUCCGUCUGCCCAACGGGGCCUGAACUGUCCGUCUGCCCAACGGGGCCUGAACUGCCCGUCUGCCCAACGCCGUCUGAACUGCCCGUCUGCCCAACGCCGUCUGAACUGCCCGUCUGCCCAACGGCGCCUGAACUGCCUGUCGGCCCAACGCCGUCUGAACUGUCCGUCUGCCCAACGCCGUCUGAACUACCCGUCUGUACAGAGCCUACAAAGCCGCCCGUCUGCCAUGAGCCUUCAGCGCCGUCCGCCAGAUCGGAGCCGCUAGAGCUCUCCGCCAGACAGGAUCAGCCAGAGCCUUCCGCCAGACAGGAUCAGCCAGAGCCUUCCGCCAGACAGGAUCAGCCAGAGCCUUCCGCCAGACAGGAUCAGCCAGAGCCUUCCGCCAGACAGGAGCAGCCAGAGCCUUCCGUCAGACCGGAUCAGCCAGAGCCUUCCGUCAGACCGGAUCAGCCAGAGCCUUCCGUCAGACCGGAGCAGCCAGAGCCUUCCGUCAGACCGGAUCAGCCAGAGCCUUCCGCCAGACCGGAUCAGCCAGAGCCUUCCGCCAGACAGGAUCAGCCAGAGCCUUCGGCCAGACAGGAUCAGCCAGAUCCGUCGGCCAGCCAUGAGCAGCCAGAUCCGUCGGCCAGCCAUGAGCAGCCAGAUCCUUCAGCCAGCCAUGAGCCGUUCAGCCAGGAUCCGCCUGAGCCAGCCAGCCAGGAUCCGCCAUUCAGUCCGGAGCUGCCCCUCAGUCCGGUGCUGCCACUUAGUCAGGUACUGUUCCUUAGCCUGGUGCUGGUCCUUAUCCCGGUGCUGGUCCUUAGCCCGGUGCUGCCCCUUAGCCCGGUGCUGCCCCUUAGCCCGGUGCUGCCCCUUAUCCCGGUGCUGGUCCGUAGUCCGGUGUUGCCCCUUAGUCCGGUGCCGCCCCUUAACCCAGUGGGGUGUAGUGGGGGGGUGGUAAUGUGUAGGAGGCUAAGUAAGUGGGUAAUGACUAUGGUGGGGUGGGGACCACGACCUGGGCCAGAGCCGCCACCUGGACAGACGCCCACCCAGACCCUCCCCUAGACUGUUUGCUGGUGCGCCCGGAGGUCGCACCUUUAGGGGGGGGUAAUGUAACACUCUGGCUCCACGGACCUUUAUUCUUGAGCCAGGGUUGUUCAUGUUCAUUUGUUUUGGGUGUAUUUCUAUGUUGGGGUGUCUAGGUUGUGGUAUUUCUAUGUUGGGUGUUUGUAUUCAUUGACUCCCAAUCGGAGGUAACGAGUGUCAGCUGUUCGGCUCGUUAUCUCUGAUUGGGAGCCAUAUUUAGGCUGUAUGUUGUCCUGUGGGGUUUGUGGGUUUUUGUUUCCUUGUUGCUGUCGUUAUCAGUAGUGGAACUUCACGUAUCGUUCUUUGUUGUUUUCUCGUGUUGCACUUUAAGUCAAUAAAGUCAUCAUGUUUCUCGGAACACGCGCUGCGCUUUGGUCUCAUCAUUCACACGAUCGUGACAACUGGUCAGUUCGUGUGUCUGUGUGUGUGCGUUGAGUGAAUGCACCGUUAAGAACUUGUGUGUGUGCUUUGCUGUUAUUUGCUGUGGGAUAAGAGUCCGUUCUAAAUUUCUAAAUAUGUUUGCGCUGGUAACAACGCAAACAGGGGGGAGUGUCUAUAGGGAUAUUUUGCUUGAAUAAAAUUCCAAAAGAAUACAAUGAAGGAAAGGCCAGGAACUAAGGAAAAAUGUAUACAAAUUAGGACAUCGCGGAUCUAUGAUAAGCCCUCCGACGAGGCGAUCAUUAGGAUGGGCCGAAAAUCCUAAAAGUGCAUUAGGUGGGUUUAGGUCAGUCCCGGGGACUGGAGGUUGUGGUAUAUACAUUCUAUUGCAAGUUACCGCUCAACUUAUAGUUGACUAAGUAUAUGUUUGAUGUAACCGCUCAUUGAAUAUCUGCGAACUAGAGGUAGCAAAAAUUUAGGAACAAAGGAAAAAAUGGCGCGAUGGUAGUAGCAUGCUUAGAAGUCCGUAGGAACGGAAAUAAGCCUCUUAAACUGUAUGUGUGUGUGUGCGGAAGAGAGUAGGAUUUGUGUUCUAUGUUUGUGAGUUCUGUUAAGUGUCACUGUCUGUAUGGGGGGAGAAUAACAUAUUAGAGAUUGGAGCCGGUUACUCUCCAGAUGUCGGCAGAUAUCUGUAAAUUGACGCUGGAAUCCUUUGAUGUAAUAAACCUUUAUAAUCAAAGUACAGUGUCAGCGGAUUUCCUUGUUCUCACAGCAUAAUUAGCAUCGUUUUCUCGACACUACAGCCCCUUACUUGCUUUUUUUCAAUCUUUACUAACAACAUGCCACUGGCUUUGAGUAAAGCCAGUGUGUCUAUGUAUGCGGAUGACUCAACACUAUACACGUCAGCUACUACAGUGACUGAAAUGACUGCAACACUUAACAAAGAGCUGCAGUUAGUUUCAGAGUGGUGGCAAGGAAGAAGUUAGUCCUAAAUAUUUAUAAAACUAAAAGCAUUUUAUUUGGGACAAAUCAUUCACUAAACCCUAAACCUCAACUAAAUCUUGUAAUAAAUAAUGUGGAAAUUGAGCAAGUUGAGGUGACUAAAAUGCUUGGAGUAACCCUGGAUUGUAAACUGUCAUGGUCAAAACAUAUUGAUACAAUAGCAGCUAAGAUGGGGAAAAGUCUGUCCAUAAUAAAGCGUCAUUCUACCUUCUUAACAGCACUAUCAACAAGGCUGGUCCUACAGGCCCUAGUUUUGUCGCACCUGGACUACUGUUCAGUCGUGUGGUCAGGUGGCACAAAAAGGGACUUAGGAAAUUUGCAAUUGGCUCAGAACAGGACAGCAUGGCUGGCCCUUGGAUGUACACAGAGAGCUAACAUUAAUAAUAUGCAUGUCAAUCUCUCCUGGCUCAAAGUGGAGGAGAGAUUGACUUCAUCACUACUUGUAUUUAUGUUGAAUGCACUGAGCUGUCUGUUUGAACUACUGGCGGAAAGCUCGGACACCCAUGCAUACCCCACAAGACAUGCCACAAGAGGUCUCUUCAUAGUCCCCAAGUCCAGAACAGAUUAUGGGAGGCGCACAGUACUACAUAGAGCCAUGACUACAUGGAACUCUAUUCCACAUCAAGUAACUGAUUCAAGCAGUAAAAUUGGAUUUAAAAAACAGAUAAAAAUACACCUUAUGGAACAGCAGGGACUAAGAAGCAACACAAACAUAGGCACAGACACAUGCUUACACACACACGAUAACAUACGCACUAUACACACACUUACAGAGGGAUGGACCCCAGGAAGAGCAGCUGCUGCCUUGGCAGCAGCUAAUGGGGAUCCAUAAUAAAUACAAAUACAAAUACAAAUAUAGUGGUCACGUCAUGCAGACCAGAAAGUCACACAAUUAAAGAUGCUUUUGGCCUAAUCCUGUGGGGCAAGCGUAUCUAGUUUAAUUCUAAAUGAGGAAAUUACAUCAUUCAGUUGACUACACCCAGCACACAUUGUCUCUAUAGAAAACGGGUAUUUAGGUCCAUACCACAAAUAUACAAGGUAGAGAGAGUUACCUAAUGUUUCAACAAAACGUUAUCACCAUGAUCAUGUUCAUCUUUAUCCUGUGUGAGUAUAUUUCAAAUAAUUAACCUAUUUGAUCAUAUUUUUGUAACAAAUGUAACUUUCAAUUUGUUUCACGUUUUGCAAUUUAUUUUCUCAUCAAAGGUUCCUUGUCAAAAGAGGCCAUAGCCCAAACAAAAGGUAUGUCAACGUUUUUUCAUUAACACCAUUAACAAAAUAAGUUACAGUAUGUUUUAGAGAUUUCUGAAGAUUGAAUUCUAAUUUAAAUGUGCUACACAUAGGAUUUUUUGUUGUUUCAGUUUUUGUUGUUGAACACUAUCAUUCCACUAUUAGCGCCAGAUAUAUUAUGGACAUUUUCUGAAAUUACAAUGCAAAAAUUAAACAAUAAAAAAAAACUAUGUGUAGCACCUUUAAAUAAGUAAUAGGAAUGAUAUUUUCAAUAUAAUAGGGUACACAAAAAUACUACACAUGCAUAACAGAUGCCUUUUCUUUUUUGUAAUAGUAGUUAAGGACAUUUUUCCAGCAAAGAUCUAUGGGACAGAAACAAGUAUAAUAGAGGACAGUGACCUAGUAGUAAAAUGUAGUACAUUUGGGCGUAAGGAUGAAACGGAAGGGGUACAUGUGUACUUGUGUUUGGAUGGGGUUGCAGUGUAUGUGGACAUAUGUGAAACAUAUGAUAUCCUUUUCACCAUGAAAAGUGUAACUAGCCAACAGAGUGGCAAUUACAGCUGUGUGUUCUCCGAAACCCAGUAUCUACUAUCUGAAGUGCAAGGAAAGGGAGAUAAUUCACUUUCCAUCCAGGUGAUAGGUAAGGAUCUUUUUACUGUCUGGAUAGGUCAUUGUUGUUAGACAUAUUGAACAUAUGGAUACAACAUAUUUCAAUGUGACUGCAAACACACCUUCAUAUUCCUCUCUUUUCCACCUCCUGCAGACCGGAUUCUCCUUGCAGACAUAUCACUUUCAGGCUCAAGCACUGUAAGAGAGGGAGAGGAUGUGGAGUUCCAAUGUACUAUUAUUAGAGCCCCCCAGAAAAUAGAAAUGACCAGUCACUCUUACCUCUGCAAGAAUGGCACUGCUGUUCAGAUGCAGGUGUUUGAUGUUAACCGGAUGGAGGCAACUUUUACGAUUAAAAGUGUUAUUAAGAAUGACACAGGCAACUACAGCUGUGUGCUUGACCUGCAAUCAAAACCCCUUGAAAAUACAGAUAGGAAAUUAUAUGGAAAUAAUUCAGCCUUUCUUCAGGUUAAUGGUGAGAAUUUAUAGCUUAAAACUUAUGAAAGCACUUUUUAUUCAUAGUUACUAUAUGAAAGGAAGAGGUCAAGAGACCUUUAAUUUUUCAAAAAAUUUGAAUUAUUCCAACUACUCUGUUUUUCAGAUGCUGGACAUGAUGUGAUACUGGUCAAUGUAAUCCGACGGAUAAGUUCAGCUGUUGUGGUCAUACGUCUUCUGACAGUAGUGGCUGUUAGUUCCUGCUGUUCAAACGUGGUGAGUUCAAUGCCUUGAAAUAUGGGACACAGGGAACUUUGGUAUAGUUAGGGGAUUUUCAUUAAAGUCAGGUAGUAAGUCUUAAGUUUCUCUUUUGGGGGUGUUAUUUCUGAUCAUAAGAGGCGUAAGAGGCAGUUUGUAUAGAAAACUACACCUGUCCAGAUGUAGACCUAUUCAGUCACAUUCUUAUUUUUAGCCAUGUGUCUCACAGUAUUUCACAGGCAAUGCUGUUUACAGCAAAGCACUGAGGUAUAGUGGAGGUAUAAUGGUAUAAUGAUGAACAUAGAAAUAUAAAUAAGACCUGGGGUCUCUCCACACAUAGCUUCCAUCUACAUGUAAAGUCACAAUAAAGGAUAUGGGCCUGACGUUUUCUGUGCUUUCUGUUCUCAGAUGCAGCAACUGAAGGGCCUAAAGCAGAAGCCGUGUACCAGACCACACACAUAGACAGGAUGUUGUCAGUACAUUUAAUAAUUGCAAGCUGCAAUCUAUUUUCAAGCCAUACAUGUGGACUGUUGUUCUUGCAUUGUGUAAGCAUACAAUAUCUCUCUUGUCUACUCACUCCUUGCAUGCUGUAGUUUAAUGUAGUAAAUAUUACUGUUAUUCAAGUCCACAUUUUAAUUAUGUUGAUGACUGAUACACUCUAUAUUCCAUUUCAUGUUUUACUCAUGCACUAGUUGAGCUACUGAUCAAGUGAACAACAAUGUAUGGAUUCCAGCAAUGCUUUCAGUAAAGUUCAAAUGAUACCAGACGCCCCGACCUCCAUCCUUCUAAUCAUGAGUUAACACAUAAAGAGAGAUGUUACACAUGCUCUCUAGCAAACUCAAGCCUAUUUUUGUGGACUUCAUUUUGUGAAGUAGUGUAACUUGAAUGAGAGUAUUGAAAGGGAAGACACACUUUCUAGAGUACUACAUACUACAGUAUCAUUGUUGGAUACCGUUGUUGGAAACGUUUCUACUCAUUAUAAAUGUGUUGGUUUUAGUUUUUUAUAAGCUCAGUAUCAUAGGCCUGGGAAAUGUAGAACCCCACAUUUGAAAGUUAAUAGGAAGACUGUGUUACACAUUGCAAAAAUAUCUAAUGUAACAUUGUCACUCCUCAUAGCAUACAAAGCCCUAGCUAAAACAGACUCAAAGAUAAAUGUUGCUUAAAACAAAUGUCCACUUGAGAAACCCAACCUACACCAUUAGUCACUACAUAUGAAUCCCACAGCCUCUACUCUCUAACUUUAGUGAUACAGUUAUCAAGGUGGCAGUGUACUAGAAAGUCAAAGAAGAUGAUAAAGUAGUAAUCCAUAGUAAUUGAUUGAACAAAUACAUGUUUGGGUUGUAUUGUAAUCAGACCAUCGUAUCAUAGAAAUUGUCCAGUUUCAAUAAAGUCACUGCUUCCUAAAAGCUGCUGCAUUAGUGAACAUUUACCAUGGAUAUAUGAACAUUUACCACAAUAUAUGAAUACGCACAGGUUCUCUCUUUAAAGAUGAAUAGUCAUUGUAAUAACCUAUAAUAUAUAUUUUCUACUGCUAUGUGUGUGAUAUCUGAUACAGUAUGUGUGUGUAAACAAUCAAAUAGGUUAUAAAAAGCAGUUGUGCUGCGUCCAGCCGUCUCAUUCAAUGUAUUACCUGGUACUCACCAGAAAGGUGUGUGGUAGUUAUGGGAGAGAACUCAAAGUUAGUACCUAAGUACCGGUGCUUGUUAUGGUGAAUCACACAUGAGUAACAACUAGUUAAUUAUUAUGUAACUACUAGAUAAAAUGACCUAAGACAUUUGACUGUGUCCUUUAAUAUAAGCAGGGUGAAGUGGGUAAUUGAAAGCUCUGUGAUGCAACCUCUCAUCAUGGUCAAAGACGCUUCAAAUAGAACCCUAUUGUUUUCCGGAUAUUCACACUUAAAAACGUUACAUGCUGAGACCUACCUCCUCCUCAGUCUUUUAUAGUGUCAGAUAGGCCUAGAAGAUCACAAAAGGCUGCAAGUCACAUCAUGGGUUCCAUCUUUCUUAUGAUAUGUGAGUAUCUUUACAAAUACAGAUUAGAGUAAGCAUAUGGUCUCAAAAUGAUCCAUACGUACAGUACGUACUCAGUAUGCAGUCAAUCUACUUCUAAUAGUUGUAUGUUUUAUGUAUUUUUUGUCAAACUGCCUGUUGUGUAAAUCUCCCAUUAUUUCUACACAGUCACAGUAACAGCAGGUAUACUGGCUAUCUCUGAUGAAAUAGGUAAGAAGACAUCUUUUGAAUCCUAAAAUGCAGAGUUAAAUUCAUUUGAGUUCAUCUACAGUUUAAGCCGAUUUAUUCCAAACAUGUUUAUUACAAAGACAUUCAAUUAUCCUUAAUGCUCUUUUUCACUUUCAAAUGAUGUAGCUGUCUACCCCGCCAUGCUUUUUGGAUCAAAGUCUCACGUUAGAAAGGGAGAUACUAUAGAUUUGAAGUGUAAUAUCUCUGGCAUCAAAAGGUCCUGGGACAAGGUUAAUGUGUACAUUUACAAGAAUGGAGUUGAGAUGAGAAUGAAGGUUCUGGAGAAAGGUGAAGAUGACACCAUUUUCACCAUGAAGGAUGUUACAAAGGAAGACUCAGGCAACUACAGCUGUGUCUACACCAGAGAUAAACUUCUACCGGAUCAAGUGAAGUCAACAGGCAAAAAUUUAGUAGCCAUCUAUGUCUAUGAAGGUAGGAAUUAUUUGUGA
Molecule: messenger RNA, 14938 nt
Organism: Coregonus sp. 'balchen'
Lineage: Eukaryota; Metazoa; Chordata; Actinopteri; Salmoniformes; Salmonidae
Source: the annotation of a GenBank genome assembly